Maniola jurtina (meadow brown) is the source of this 2286-nucleotide messenger RNA. RefSeq names its product choline O-acetyltransferase (gene ChAT). The coding region runs from base 1 to 2235 and encodes 744 amino acids. Gene Ontology annotation, cellular component: cytoplasm; neuron projection. The transcript is spliced from 13 exons. The record is from RefSeq and is a predicted model, not a curated record. Gene Ontology annotation, molecular function: choline O-acetyltransferase activity. Gene Ontology annotation, biological process: neuromuscular synaptic transmission; acetylcholine biosynthetic process. Lineage: Eukaryota; Metazoa; Arthropoda; Insecta; Lepidoptera; Nymphalidae.
AUGUCAGUCUGGGCUUGCGAAACCCAGGUGUGCCAAGCUCGCGCCAACACAGCACAAGAAAAAAAGAAUAGAGUGAAAGUCGUUCGAAAUUUGAAAGUUCGUGUUCGGGUUUUCCGCGCGCGUGGGGCAGUCGCCCCCUGGGCUUUGACCGUGGAGGACGAGGGGGGAGCGCUGCUCGGGCGGCUGCAGGGCGCGCUGCGGGGCGGCGCCGCAGCCGCUUCGCCCUCACGAGUCGCCAACUCCAUCAAAGGCUACCUCACUAACAAAGUUGGCUCGCUUCAAUUGAGAGAUACAGGAUGGGGAGAGUCACUGUUGUCUCUACCGAAGAGAUGGCUCAGUACUCAGGUCUACGGCACCGACGACGAAGACUUCAACCAGUGUGUGCAAGUGGCCAAGUUGCCGGUGCCGGAGCUGCAGCCGACCCUGGACUCGUACCUGGAGUUCGCGACGGUGAUCGUCAGCCAACAGCAGCUGGAGAAGACGCAGGAGCUGGUGAAGAGGUUCGCGGAGGACCUCGGACCCAAGAUGCAGGCGAAACUCGUGGAAAGGCAAAAAGAAAUGAUUAACUGGGUGACGGACUGGUGGCUGGAUGACAUGUAUCUGAAAGUGCGACACCCUUUGCCUAUCAAUUCAAACCCUGGCAUGGUGUUUCCAAGGAGGCAAUUCGCUAAAAUAGACGAAGUGGCAGACCUGGCCGCUCUAUACAUUGAUGAUCUUCUUGACUACAAGGAAAUGCUUGACAGGGGCGAAUUACCACAAGAAAGAGCCACCAGUCGCGAAAAAGGUCAACCUCUAUGCAUGGAGCAGUUCUACCGGCUGUUGGGCGUCUGUCGUAUACCAGAAGUUGGAAAGGACCGUCUAGAACUGCCCAGCAGUUCAAACGAUUCUAAAGAAUGUGAGGAACUGGUGAUCGUGGCGUGCAGAAACUAUUUCUACCCGAUCCCGGUAAAAGCAGUCGACAGAGGACGUCUAACUCCUGGAGAGAUUCAAGCACAACUCCUCACCGCUAUGGUGGACGCAGCCGGGGCACCUCCAGCGCCCAGGGUCGGGAUACUGACCUCCAUGAACAGAGACCAGUGGGCAAAAGCCAGGGAACAGCUUAUUAGAGAUGAAAACAACCGGGCGAACCUCGAACUGAUAUCUCGAGCUUUAUGCAUCAUGUGCGUGGACGAGGCAGGUGGGGACCGAUCCGAGCUGGAUAGUGACACCAACGCGCUGUUGCGGGCUAUGCAUGGUGGAGGUACUCGCCACCACUCUGCCAACCGCUGGUUCGACAAGACUGUACAGCUGAUCAUAUCAUCAGAUGGUACAGUGGGCAUGUGCUAUGAGCACAGCCCAGCGGAAGGCGUGGCAGUUAUUCGGCUGGCUGAAAGAGCUCUUGCAAGAGCAGAAGUAUCAGACAGGCCAGCUCCCCCACCCGUACUGUUGCCAGCACCGCAACCUAUGAAGUGGAAUCUUAGUGUGGAUUUGCAGAGAACUAUUGAACACGCUGCUAGGGAUUUUGACCGUGCAAUAUCGGAUCUAGAUUUAAAGGUGUACACGUACCGCAACUAUGGCCGGGAAUACAUGAAGUCCUGCCGCACCAGCCCCGAUGUCUACAUACAACUGGCUAUGCAAUAUGCAUAUUACAAACUCUACGGUUACCUUGUAUCGACCUACGAAUCAGCAUCUCUCCGUCGAUUCCGCAACGGCCGUGUGGACAACAUAAGGUCAGCUCACAGCGCAGCCCACGCGUGGGCCUCUGCCAUGUGUACUGCUGAUACUCCACCUCAGUCUGAGGAGGACGGUCAGAGAAAGGUCUCCUUCAAUUUGUAUGGGGAGCAAAAGAAACUGGAGUUAUUCGAGGAAGCAGCCCGCAAGCAAACAGUGAUAAUGGAAGCAAAUAUCCUGGGGCGUGGUAUCGACAACCAUCUCCUGGGGUUACGUGAGGCGGCAAGGGAGACCCUGGGACAAGUACCUGAGCUGUUCACAGACACCACAUACAGCCGCAUGAUAGAGUUCAAGCUCAGCACUAGUCAGGUAGCAACAACAACAGACGGCACAUUCAUGGGCUACGGCGCAGUCGUCCCCGACGGCUAUGGUUGCAGCUACAACCCGAAGAAGGACUGCGUUAUAUUCUGCAUAUCCUCCUUCGUAUCUUCUAGCGUGACCAACACGGAAGCCUUCCGGCAGUCUCUAGAAGAGGCUCUGGAUUCAAUGAAGCUCAUGUUUCAAAAUCGGAAAACUGAAAGCUAAGUAUUAGUAAUCCAAACUUUUAAGAAGUCAAACUUCAUGGGCGCAGGAGAA